This is a messenger RNA of Pisolithus orientalis, 1164 nucleotides long. RefSeq lists its product as uncharacterized. The coding region runs from base 131 to 886 and encodes 251 amino acids. NCBI's taxonomy places the organism in Eukaryota, Fungi, Basidiomycota, Agaricomycetes, Boletales, Pisolithaceae. The transcript is spliced from 3 exons. The record is from RefSeq and is a predicted model, not a curated record.
CAAAUUACUACGCAGUCAAGUUCCCCUCGAGCAUUACAAAUUACCCCCUCAAACUUCCCCUUUACUAUGCCUAUAAAAUGGGUUCCCUCCAGUUUCUUCUUCUCCCACUGUAUUCUGAUCUUCGACCACAAUGGCCAACACUAUCAACCUGAAGUACUUGCCCAACCUCACUCAUCACGUCGAGAGCCGUCUUCACGACUACGUUGUUGAUUGCGUAGUCAACGCAGUAGAGUUCUCGAGAGGAAAUUUAUUCCCUCAUCGCUGCUGCCCCCCCUCGCAACUACCAGAGUUUGCACUCCUCAAACAGUUUGUGACGAGGAUGAUAAAGAAAUCUGGUAUCUCUGUCUAUGGAAUCGCAGUUUCUCUGGUCUAUAUCGACCGCCUGAAGCGGGAGGAACUGCUUACAAACUAUAAGGAAGCAAUUUAUGAACGUUUGUUCAUAGGAGCUCUCAUCUUAGCGUUGAAACAUAUAUACCCUGGUGAUUCGACGACGAGUUGCGAUUGGGCAAAGGCGAGCCUAUUGUUCAACAGAGUGCAAGUUGAAGAAUUGGAGCUAGAGUUUAUCGGUGCAUUGGAUCGCAGACUUGACGUUGCGGGCUAUGAGCUCCUUCUGCAUCAGCUAGUGAUUUCCCAGAUCGUCAGCUCUCUGACCACCCCCAGAAUAUGCCCACUCCAUGACAAUUCGCGCCCGAUGAGAGCCAACUUCUGGUCACCUCAUCACUACAACACGACGAGUUCGCGCACGUUACCGGUGCUGCAAGGGUGUGCCGACAUCAAUAAACCUCUUCCCAAGACUCCCUGCCGAAAUUACUUCACCUCUUUGUUCCCGUUCAGUGGCGGCACAUCUUUUAAUUACGCCCAUUUCAUGCCUGUCCGUGCCCACUGAAUCCCGUCCUUAUUAUUAUAUCCUCGUUAUUUGAAUUAUGUUAGUCGAAGCUGUCAGUUGACAUUAUGUGUACUAGCUAGUGUUUGAAUCUGCGGCCGAUUUAUACAUCAAAGACCCACUAACUUGCUACUUGCAGUCCCUUCACAUGCACUAGUGAAUGCCCGUCGUGAGGUUCGAGGACCUGGCUGGAAAGUUUGCCGACGGAAGAUCACUGGCAGAGCUUAUUCGGGAGACGGACAACGACCCAUGCUUGCAGGGGGUGGUGGCACCAAGCUUGA